AUGACGUCCCCAGCAGCCCUAGGGCGCCUAGCCUCGACAAGCGUACACAUUCAGAUGGUCCCUAGUCCCCGGAGAAUAGGCGAGACCCGACAGAUCCUAGCCGCGCUCCAAAAAUUCGGCGAAGUGACCACAUUCCGCAAUCUCAAGUAUGAUCUAUCCAAUAAAUCAACAAAUAAACACCGUCCCAUCGUCGCGAUCUUCGAGUCCACCGACGCCGCGCAGCGCGCAAUUGCCUCCUCGCCUUUGACAGUAACCCUCGACACAUCUUCAUCUUCACAACCCUCAGAAUCCAAGUUAUCGACAAAACAAUACAAGAACCACGAUCCUAUAUUCGAUAACGUAGCCGCCGGAACAAUAAAAUGCACAAUCGAACCAUCGCGCCACAACCAUGAAAAUGCCAUUCGACGCAAUCAAUACUUCUCAGCCUUUUACCCGGACAAAGAAGAUCCCAUCUACAAAGACAUGAACAGCCCGCAAACGGGUGUUCCGCUUAAGGCGUUAGGGGAUGUGCUGCAGAGUCGGAAGGAUAGACUUCCGUAUACGCCAGCGCGGAUUUCGGGGACUAGACGGGCGCUUGGGGCGGAGAGUAUAAUGGGUAUCUGGAGAGAGGCGAGGGACUCUCAUGAGGAACCGCCUCAGUCUGAUCAGGAGGGGGUUCAUAGGGUUUGA
Penicillium pulvis is the source of this 669-nucleotide messenger RNA. RefSeq lists its product as uncharacterized. NCBI's taxonomy places the organism in Eukaryota, Fungi, Ascomycota, Eurotiomycetes, Eurotiales, Aspergillaceae. The transcript has 2 exons. The record is from RefSeq and is a predicted model, not a curated record. The coding region runs from base 1 to 669 and encodes 222 amino acids.